Messenger RNA from Dimorphilus gyrociliatus, 1665 nucleotides. NCBI's taxonomy places the organism in Eukaryota, Metazoa, Annelida, Polychaeta, Dinophilidae. The record is from the annotation of a GenBank genome assembly.
UAAUAUCAAGUUAAAAUCUAUACAUUCGACAGUCUUCAGGCAGUGAGCGGUAUAGCUAUAAACAGGAGGCAGUUUAUCCAUAGUAUCAAUAUGGCGUCUGUUAUGCAAAGAUUUGUGUUUCGAAAAUAUUUUUCGAAAGCCUUUUUAAAACAUCAAGUGGUUUCUUCAUGUAAGUUAACUUUGCAGGCUUCAGCUUUUUCAACGUGCACAGCUAAUCGAGCAAAGUUAUACAAAUGUACAAACGAAGCAGUUGCCGAUAUUCCCGACGGUUCAACUAUUCUUGUAGGAGGUUUCGGACUUUGUGGAAUUCCUGAAAAUCUUAUUCUUGGAUUGUUAAAGUCUGGUAGUAAACAACUAACAGCAGUCAGCAAUAAUGCCGGAGUUGAUGAUUUUGGACUUGGACUACUCCUCCAAACGAAGCAAAUUAAACGAAUGAUUUCGUCUUAUGUUGGCGAGAAUGCAGAAUUUGAAAGGCAAUACUUAGCUGGAGAAUUAGAAGUUGAAUUAACUCCACAAGGAACUCUUGCUGAAAGAGUCAGGGCUGGAGGAGCAGGAGUUGCCGCAUUUUUCACACCUACCGCCUUUGGAACUUUAAUACACGAAGGUGGAUCACCCAUUAAAUAUAAUCCAGACGGAAGUGGUAUUGAAAUUGCCAGCGAAGCUAGAGAACACAGGGUUUUCAAUGGUAGAGAUUUCAUCAUGGAAACGGCCAUAACUGGAGACUUUGCAUUAGUUAAAGGCUAUAAAGCUGAUGAAGCUGGAAAUGUUAUAUUUAGAAAAGCAGCUAGAAAUUUUAAUCCAGCUAUGGCAAGAGCAGCAAAGACAACUAUUGUCGAGGUGGAAGAGAUUGUGCCUGCGGGAAGUCUAUCUCCUGAAGAAGUGCAUUUGCCUGGUGUCUACGUUGAUAGAAUUGUUAAAGGCCCAAAAUAUGAAAAACGUAUUGAAAGAAGAACAUUAACUCAACCAGCAUCAAAGAAAAAUGAUAAUAAAUCAAAUCCUGCUAUGGAGAUGCGUCAAAGAAUAAUAAAACGUGCAGCCUGCGAAUUUAAAGAUGGCAUGUACGCCAAUUUGGGUAUUGGAAUGCCAAUGUUGGCUAGUAACUACAUACCAAAAGGUAUGUCCGUCAAUUUGCAAAGUGAAAAUGGCAUUUUAGGAUUGGGUCCUUUCCCAGUUCCGGGCGAAGAAGAUGCCGAUUUGAUUAACGCUGGAAAAGAAACUGUAACAGUUUUACCUGGUGCAUCAUUCUUUGGUAGUGAUGAAAGCUUUGCAAUGAUUAGAGGUGGUCACAUUGACUUGACUAUUCUUGGAGCCAUGCAAGUUUCGCAAUAUGGAGAUAUUGCCAACUGGAUGAUACCGGGUAAAAUGGUUAAAGGAAUGGGAGGAGCAAUGGACUUGGUUUCGAGUCAUGGCACAAAAGUUGUUGUCACAAUGGAACAUACAGCCAAAGGCGGAAAACAUAAGAUAUUAAACGAAUGCAAUUUACCUCUUACAGGAAAACAAUGCGUUGAUAUGAUUAUUACAGAAAAGGCUGUAUUCGAAGUGAAUAGAGAAAAGGGUUUGAAGUUAAUCGAAAUUGCUGAUAAUGUUGAUGUACAGAACGUCAUCGAAUCAACGGAAUGUGAAUUCGAAGUAGCCGAGGAUUUAAAACCAAUGCAAAUGAUCUAA